CUCGAGGGGGAGCGGGGGAGAUGCCCAGCCCGCCUCUUCGUCGUCCUCCUCCUCCCCCUCCGCGGUGAGAGCUCGCCCCUUUCCGUCUCCGUCCGGGCAUCCUCCCCGGGCAGGAGGAGGAGGAGGAGGAGGAGGAGGAAGGGGCACCGUACCCUCUCCGCCGGCCGAGGACUCUCCGGGCCCCGGAGCUGGAGCCAGCCCCGGAGAGGUUAUCUGGUUUUCCAGAAACUCUCUUCCUAAUGUGAAGGUUGGCUGUUGUGAGGAUUUACUCCUUACUGGAGGUAGAACGGAAAUCCGACCAGAGUGUGGAAUCCAGAAGCUUCGAGUCUCCCUGUGAGAAGCUGCCUCCCUCCACCGAGAUGUCCCGGCAUCACAGCCGCUUUGAAAGAGAUUACCGUGCCAGUUGGGAGCGCCGGGAGUGGACGUCGAACGGUGCCCCGGCCAACACAAGCAACUGCAACAGCACAGCCAGCAAUAACGGCGUCAACAACCUCAACAUCCGACCUGGGCUCCUGCCCCUGCCCAUCGUCCCCUCCCGACUCCCGACUCCUGCCACGGCCACCUGCACCACCGUGAGCAGCGAAGCCAUCCCUAGUCUUGUGGCCAGCUCGACUCCCGUGUCCACCACCAAGGCCCCAGGCAUUUCUAAGACUGAAAAUCAGUCUCAAGGACUUGCAACCAGCGUGAGGUGGGGACAGACCCCCAUAAAUCAAUCCACACCCUGGGACACGGAAGAACCUCCAUCUAAACAGAUGAGAGAGACUGAAAAUCCAGGCACUGCCCCGUGGGUCACCACGGUGACCGCUGGGAGCCAGCCAGCCCUCAUAGCUCACUCGUACGGGAUGACCCAGCCUCCCACCUUCAGCCCCGCGGUCAACGUCCAGGCCCCCGGCAUCGGGGUGACGCCCUCGCUCCCUCCCCACGUGGCCCCCCAGCUCCCCUUAAUGCCGGCCCACUACCAGCUCCCGCAGCAGCCUUCUCAGCCUCUGAGCAACAUGGUGGUCAACUUGCAGAGUCAGCCUCUCUACACCAACAGCCAGCCCAUCACCCUGUCCUCCAUGACCGCGGUGGGCCAGGUGAACCGACCGGGCCACGCCGCUGUCGGGAACGGUCACAUGACCUGCCCCAUCCUGCCUCCACCCCCUCCGGCCAUGCCCUCCGCCACCCUCCCCACUAGCGUCCCGGCUACUAACGGGCAGGCGGCCACCCCUGAGCUUCCUCCGGCCCAGACAUCCGGCCAAGAAUCUACCAACGGGGUGCAAAUGUUGCGGACGAUCGGCGUGGGGAAGUACGAGUUCACCGACCCCUGGCAUCCCAAAGAAAUGUUGAAGGAGUUGAACCAGCAACGCAGAGCGAAAGAGUUUACAGACCUGAAAAUUAUUGUUGAAGGCAAAGAGUUUGAAGUCCACCAAAAUGUUCUAGCUUCCUGCAGCUUGUAUUUCAAGGACCUGAUUAAAAGGUCUCCGAGGGACGGGAGCAGAGGAGUGGAGAAGCUGGAGCUGAGCAUGUCAAACCUCCGAGCGGAUGUCCUGGAGCUGCUCUUGGAGUUCGUGUACACGGGCUCUUUGAUUAUCGACUCGGCCAAUGCCAAAACCCUUCUGGAAGCGGCCAGCAAGUUCCAGUUCCACACGUUCUGCAAAGUCUGCGUGUCGUUUUUAGAAAAACAGCUGACGGCCAGCAACUGCCUGGGGAUCUUGGCCAUGGCGGAGGCUAUGCAAUGUGGGGAGUUAUACAACAUGGCCAAGGCCUUCGCCUUGCAGAUCUUCCCCGAGGUGGCGGGUCAGGAGGAGAUCCUGAACAUCUCCAAGGAUGACUUCAUUUCCUACAUGUCCAACGACAGCCUGAACACCAAAGCCGAAGAGCUCGUCUACGAGACGGUGAUCAAGUGGAUCAAGAAGGAUUCGGCCAUGCGAGCUCAGUAUGCAGCUGAACUGCUGGCCGUGGUCCGCCUGCCUUACAUCCACCCUAGCUACCUGCUGAAUGUCGUCGACAACGAGGAGCUGAUCAAGUCUUCGGAGGCUUGCCGGGACCUCGUGAACGAAGCCAAGCGCUACCACAUGCUGCCUCACGCCCGGCAGGAGAUGCAGACGCCCAGGACCCGGCCCCGCCUCUCAGCAGGCGUAGCUGAGGUCAUCGUCCUGGUCGGAGGCCGCCAGAUGAUCGGCAUGAACCAGCGGGCUCUCACCGCCGUCACGUGCUUGAAUCCUCAGAACCACAAGUGGUACCCACUGGCCAGUUUGCCCUUCUACGACAGGGAAUUCUUCAGUGUGGUCAGCGCUGGGGACAACAUUUACCUCUCCGGGGGAAUGGAAUCCGGUGUCACCUUGGCUGAUGUCUGGUGUUACAUGUCCUUGCUGGAUAACUGGAAUCUCGUCUCCCGAAUGACGGUGCCUCGGUGUCGACACAACAGCCUGGUCUAUGAUGGGAAAAUUUAUACCAUCGGCGGUCUCAGUGUUGCAGGCAACGUGGAUCAUGUAGAGAGAUAUGACACCAUCACCAACCAGUGGGAGACCGUGGCAUCCCUGCCCAAGGCAGUGCACUCUGCGGCCGCCACCGUGUGCGGCGGGAAGAUCUACGUGUUCGGCGGCGUGAACGAAGCCAGCCGGGCCGCGGGGGUCCUCCAGUCCUACGUCCCCCAGACCAACUCCUGGAGCUUCAUUGAGUCUCCGAUGAUCGAUAAUAAAUACGCGCCUGCCGUCACCCUCAAUGGCUUCAUCUUCAUCCUGGGAGGGGCUUACGCCAGAGCAACCACCAUCUACGACCCAGAGAAAGGCAGCAUCAAGGCCGGCCCCAACAUGAACCAUUCCCGGCAGUUCUGCAGUGCGGUGGUCCUCGACAGCAAGAUCUAUGCAACCGGCGGGAUCGUCAGCAGCGAGGGGCCUGCUCUGGGCAACAUGGAGGCUUACGAACCCAAGACCAACUCAUGGACGCUCUUACCGAACAUGCCCUGCCCCGUGUUCCGGCACGGCUGCGUCGUCAUUAAAAAGUACAUCCAGAGCGGCUGAUGCUGAGAGAGAGGAGCAGAUCAGAACAAAACGUGUACCCUUCCGUGUUUAGCCGCACCCACAAUACGACACCGGCGCUGAAACCGGCAUCAACUUCUCCGAUGACUCCCGUCACUUUUUGGGUCAGUGACGAGCCCAUCUUCGCUAUGCGGUUGUUUUGAACGUUAUUUAUUCUUUUUUUACAAAAGUAAUAAGCACAAUGAUUCUACAUACAUUGUAUGUCAUUUAUUAAAAGUAUUUAUGUCGAACAGGGUGGAAGUGUGAACCUACAGAUUGGAGCACAAGUUUCUAACUGCCUGGGGCAGGACUAAUUUUAGCGUUGGUGUGUGUCUGCCUCCAAAGGAGGUGCUAGCUGUCGAAAGGACUAAACACAUACAACAUUUCCAAUUUCGCUUAUCUCUUCAUCCUAUCACACUGGAGCAAAACUGGCUAUUUCUGUGAAUACUAUAAAACAGGGUUAUCUGUAUUGU
Tachyglossus aculeatus (Australian echidna) is the source of this 3475-nucleotide messenger RNA. It is a transcript of the gene KLHL29, whose product is annotated as kelch like family member 29. The transcript is spliced from 15 exons. Bases 360 to 3005 code for a protein of 881 amino acids. Gene Ontology annotation, molecular function: protein binding. NCBI's taxonomy places the organism in Eukaryota, Metazoa, Chordata, Mammalia, Monotremata, Tachyglossidae. The record is from RefSeq and is a predicted model, not a curated record.